AUGAUGGACAGCACAGAAAAGGAGACGAGGUCUGACUCUUCGCCAGACGAGGGCGGCCUCGCUGGAGAGGAGACGCACCGGAAAGGGGGCCGCGUCGGGCGCGUGCUGAGUCGGAUCGCGUCGGAGCCGGCUGCGGAUCCCGGCCCUCCGCCUGACGGGGGAUACAAUGCUUGGAUGGCCGUACUGAGCGCGCACUUCAUUUUCAUGGAUACAUGGGGAUUCGUCAACUCAUUUGGCGUAUUCCAGACAUAUUACGUCCAAGAGCUAAAGAGAUCACCUUCGGAUAUCUCAUGGAUCGGGUCGUUCCAAGUCUUCCUCCUCUUGUUCAUUGGCGCCUUCUCGGGCCGCUUCACCGAUACCGGGUACUUCCGACACCUCUACUUCUCCGGCUGCUUCUUCAUCCUCCUCGGCAUCUUUGCGACCUCAUGGUGCACGCAGUACUGGCAAAUCUUCCUGUCGCACGGCGUCUGCGUCGGCCUGGGCUUCGGCCUGGUGUUUUGCCCCUCCCUGGCGACCCUGUCAACCUAUUUCGACAAGAAGAGGGCCAUCGCUAUCGGUAUGGCGGCCGUCGGAGGCGCCUCUGGCGGCUUGGUGUUCCCGAGCACGGUUCGACAGCUGCUGCCGCAAGUCGGGUUCCCCUGGGCCAUGCGCACGCUCGGCUUCAUCCAGCUGGCGACGCUGACUGUCGGGUCCAUUUUUCUGAAGCCGCGCAUCCCCCCGCGCAAGGCUAGCAAGAUGGUGGAUUUGGCGUCCUUCAAGGAACUCGAGUAUACGUUCUACACUGCCGGGGGAUUCUUUUCCUUUAUGGGGGCGUACUUUGCGUUCUACUACCUGGCUUCCUUCAGUCGGGACGAGCUCGACUUCGCGUACACGGAUUCGCUGAAUCUCUUACUGGUCCUGAACGGCACCGGCUUCAUCGGACGCCUGGGACCAAACUUUCUCGCCGACAAGAUCGGAACAAUCACCGUCUUCGCCCCCAUGGCGCUGAUCUCGGGACUCUUGACCUACUGCUGGAUCGCCGUCAAAUCACCGACGGGACUCUACGUCUGGACCGUCUUCUUCGGCAUCGCGGGAAACGCCAUCCAGGCUCUCUUCCCCGCUGGUGUCAGCGCUUUGACGACGGAUCCGAGCAAGCAGGGAACACGCAUCGGAAUGGUCUUUACCAUUGUUGCUUUUGCCGUGCUGACCGGGAACCCGAUUGCCGGCGCCAUCAUCUCUGGUACCGGCGGCCGCUACCUCGGCGCUCAGGCUUUUGCUGGUAGCUGCCUGAUGCUGGGGGCGUUCUUCUUAAGCUUGGCACGCAUCGUCAAGACGAAGAAGAUUGGAAAGGGCUGGUUUGUCAAGGUUUGA
This is a messenger RNA of Colletotrichum orchidophilum, 1350 nucleotides long. RefSeq names its product major facilitator superfamily transporter. The record is from RefSeq and is a predicted model, not a curated record. Bases 1 to 1350 code for a protein of 449 amino acids. Gene Ontology annotation, cellular component: fungal-type vacuole membrane. Gene Ontology annotation, molecular function: transmembrane transporter activity. Gene Ontology annotation, biological process: transmembrane transport. The transcript is spliced from 4 exons. Lineage: Eukaryota; Fungi; Ascomycota; Sordariomycetes; Glomerellales; Glomerellaceae.